AUGUCUGAAAUUCAACUGAACUCCAACUCGGUCUCCCUUGGUGACUGGGUAGACGAGCUCUUCAAAAAGAUAUUCUUCCAACCCGACGACGCGCUUUCCAAGGAAGUCUUCACGGAGUACAUCGCCCCCGAUUUACUCGUCAGAUACAACCACAGUCGCUUCACGUACGACCAAUUUCUCGACGCCAUCACGCAGGGCCGGAUGAAGGAUUCGAUGAGCAUCCAGUCGAACGACGAGAUCCAAGCCUGGGACGCCCCGGACGGAUCCGGCGCCGGCUGCGUGGCCCACAUGUCGCUUUUCACCCUGACGGACAAGCAGACGAAUCAAGCCGUCAAGUCUUCGAGUCUCAUUCUGGCGAAUGUGCAGGUUCGCGAUGGGAAGAGGGUGCUUGCUGAGCUGACUGAGAUAGCGAAGUGA
This is a messenger RNA of Colletotrichum karsti, 417 nucleotides long. RefSeq lists its product as uncharacterized. The transcript has 2 exons. Bases 1 to 417 code for a protein of 138 amino acids. The record is from RefSeq and is a predicted model, not a curated record. NCBI's taxonomy places the organism in Eukaryota, Fungi, Ascomycota, Sordariomycetes, Glomerellales, Glomerellaceae.